AUGCCUGUCAGCACUGCCCAAAUCAACACUAGCUGGUGUCAUAGCCAGGGAGACCGCUCGCCAAUAAGCGCCAGCCUUACACACGCACACCUCGCGCACGAAGCUAGGCAGAAUCUGCCUCGGGGCACAGUCUUCGCUAGCACGCCCCCGAGUCUUGAAGUGUUUGUAUCGCAUAGCACUCGCCCUCUGUCUUCUCGACCCAGGACGUCCACCAAGAAGACACAACACACCAAGAAACGCAUAAUGACAUAUAAAGAUGCACCGGAUGGUCGAGAGUGGACGGACAACGUUCGUGUGUGCCGCCAUUAUGCUCCGAAUGCGAAUGCGCUCGGCGGUCCGGGAAGGCUACCCACCAGAUACCACGCAACGUUUGGCUACGAUCAUGAACAUCCAGCAUCAGGAUUUUCACGAGCCAUCGAAGACUUCCGAGACCCAGAGGCAAUGUCUGCCAUGCCGUACCACGAAAAUCAUCGUGAUGUCGAUGGUCAAGGCAUGGUCAGAGGAUGGCCGUCCGGCGCCACGAAUUCCAGGUCGAACAAUCCAGAGUGGCAUCAUACUGAGAACCCUGACCAACUGCCAUGCACUCAGCCUGAGGAAUUCGGCCCAACUCUUCACGACAACCAACUAGCAACACCGUAUGAUAGUGAAAGGCCGUGGAUGGGGACCGGAUUCCCCACCGGACCGUGGAAUCCAUUAGCGUCCCAGGAAGGGAUGGAGGGCCAGUCGAUGCUGCAUGCUUGUACAACGAGCUAUGGUCAGCCACCCCAAACUCAAUACCGACUAGGGGACUCGGCCAAGUCCGUACCAAGACGGGCGACUAGGAGAACUAACGGUUGUGUAGCGAUGGCUGCAGAGAUUUCCGAUAGGCCAUAUCAUGACAACCCUGUAUAUGCAAUAGACGUACGACGAUUCCAGCAUGACGUUGUCAUCCGUAAGCCUGCGUCGAUCUCCCUAUCGCCCACACAUAUGAGUCGCGUGCCUUCGACACAGGAGGAAAAAGAACAUCUGUUUUGCCUUGAACUCGGUUGCAAUGCCAAUUUUCGAGGAACCUAUGCAAGGGGGAACCUCGGUCGUCACAAACGACUAAAGCACGGCAGUCAGCAAGGCGAGGGUCCGCGGGAGUACGACUGUGAAGAGCCCGGGUGUGCAAAAAGCUACAAGCGUCAAGACGCACGUGUGAAGCAUUAUCGCAAGCACCACCAUCAUCUCACUCCCGGUCCAGCGCUGUCGCGUAGGAAGUAUUCGUCUAUGUGA
Molecule: messenger RNA, 1254 nt
Organism: Alternaria alternata
Lineage: Eukaryota; Fungi; Ascomycota; Dothideomycetes; Pleosporales; Pleosporaceae
Exons: 4
Coding region: 1-1254 (417 amino acids)
Source: RefSeq, a predicted model, not a curated record